Messenger RNA from Bicyclus anynana (squinting bush brown), 1757 nucleotides. It is a transcript of the gene Vps16B, whose product is annotated as spermatogenesis-defective protein 39 homolog. Gene Ontology annotation, biological process: intracellular protein transport; vacuolar transport. Gene Ontology annotation, cellular component: cytoplasm. The record is from RefSeq and is a predicted model, not a curated record. The coding region runs from base 153 to 1205 and encodes 350 amino acids. The transcript is spliced from 9 exons. NCBI's taxonomy places the organism in Eukaryota, Metazoa, Arthropoda, Insecta, Lepidoptera, Nymphalidae.
UCAAGUGUCAACUUUGUUGUUGUUUUGUUUUGUGUGGCCAUUGGCCAAUUUGGUUUUUGUAUUUUUGAAUUUUGUAACUUUGUGUUCCAAAUAAAUACUUAAAACGUUGGAAUAUUCUAUAAGUAUUUAAAGAACACACGCUAAAUAUAACCAUGGACGACGACGAUUACUGGAACACUAGUGAAACGAAGUCCAAGGCUUUUAGUUUCGAUGACGAUGUGCUUUCACCACAAGAAAUAUUAGCAAUAGGCCAGAAGUCAUACCCUGGACAGAAGGAUGAGAGUGUAUUCAGCUCAACCAUCAGCAAUGCUAAGACACCACUUUUACCAUUGUCCAGUUUGGUUUCGCCGAAAGUAUUGGAUCUGAUUCUACUAGCACAGUCGGGAAGAGACCCUAAUGAAAGGGCGGACCCUGACCAAACCGUGGCUGUGACCUUAAAGAGGCUGGUGCUGGGUCGUAGCGUAUCCUUGAGAUGUCACAGGAGUCUGAAGAGUAAGACAGAACUGCUUGACGGUGCUGUUGCUAUUGGGGACGGGAAUGCUAUAAUAACUGUGGUUCUGUUCUUAAUACAAAGUCUAAACAAAAAGCUGGUGUAUGAGUUGCUAUCAGCGCGCCCUCUCGCGUUAAACCAUUAUAUUAGCUUCUUACAAUCUGAGGGAAAAGUCUCGGAGCUUGCGGAUUUACUUAUAAUGCUUGGAAGGAGUCCGGAUGCAGCUAUGUACCAGUUUCAACAUAUAAUCAAAACCCAAGGUAAUGGAGUAGACGGCUUAUUGAGGAAACUGAAUAACUUGCUGUCGAAUCAUUUCAAUCAACCUGGAGUUGAUGCCCACCAAGCUAAAAUGGUGACGGACUAUGUGAAGUUAUUGGAGUGGCAGAAAUGUGCCAACAAAGCCGAGUUGAACAACAGAUCAACACUGCAAUGUCUGUCGUAUUGUUGUGAACAACACUGGCACGAGGGCGCCGGCAAUAUGAUGUCGCCGCUCACGCUUUGCCAACGACAACAGGUGCCUCCUGUGCAAUACGAUUGGGUAGUGUUAAACGUACACGGGAACUCAAACAAAUGGGAUAUUGUUGAAUCUAUGUUUACCAAAAAAGACUGGCUCGGCCGCACGACAGUGUCGUCCAACAUACCGAUGGAGACCCUGCUGGCGCGGCUGAGCAAGUUAAUCACUAACAAGCAAAUGUUGGCCAAGUGCCUCAACUAAUGCAAAUGUUGGGCAAAUGGUUUGCCCAUUGAUUGCAAUCCAUGUUUCCAUUAGAAAAUAGCAUACUUUAUUUAUUACUGCCAUUGUCAUUGGCUACAAAUAUCCCAUAUUUGUGCACUGGCUCGGCCGCACGACUGUGUCGUCCAACAUACUGAUGGAGACCCUGCUGGCGCGACUGAGCGAGUUAGUCACUAACAAGCAAAUGUUGGCCAAGUGCCUCAACUAAUGCAAAUGUUGGGCAAAUGGUUUGCCCAUUGAUUGCAAUCCAUGUUUCCAUUAGAAAAUAGCAUACUUUAUUUAUUACUGCCAUUGUCAUUGGCUACAAAUAUCCCAUAUUUGUGCACUGGCUCAGCCGCACGACAGUGUCGUCCAACAUACUGAUGGAGACCCUGCUGGCGCGACUGAGCGAGUUAGUCACUAACAAGCAAAUGUUGGCCAAGUGCCUCAACUAAUGCAAAUGUUGGGCAAAUGGUUUGCCCAUUGAUUGCAAUCCAUGGUUCCAUUAGAAAAUAUCUUACUUUGGUUACGGCCAAUCUGCCAUUGGCUUCAAAU